GCGGGAGCCGCGGCGGUGGCGCCCUCGGCGGCGGCCAGCGCCCUGGCGGGCGGCGGCCGGACGAGGCGCGGCCAUGCUUGCUGAGGCUGGGCGCGGUGCCAGGCGCGGCGGGCUCGGCGUACGUGGAGCAGGGGCGCACGAAGGUGGUCGCCGCCGUGCACGGCCCGAUGCAGCUGGCCGGGGAACGCGCGCAGGGCGCGCGGGGCGCCGAGGGCGUGCUGUCGGUGGACCUGCAGCUGGCGCCGUUCAGCACGCGCGGAGGCGGCCGGGAGGAGGGCGAACGGAGGGCGGCGUUCUACGGGGGGUUGUUGCAGCACGCCCUCGAGUCGGUGGUGAUGUUGGAGUGCUACGCCAAGGCCGCGCUGGACGUGAGCUUGCAGGUCCUUGAGGACGACGGCGCCGUCCUCCCGGCGGCGCUGGCGGUGGCGUCGCUGGCGCUGGCGGACGCCGGCAUCCAGAUGCGCGACAUGGUCGCGGGGGCCACUGUGCACCUGUCAGGCUUCGCCCAGGAGAUCGGCCUCGAGACAGGAACUGUAGAAUGCAGCUGCGAGGGCACGAUUCCGAUGUCAAAAAGGAAACGGCGAGACAUGCUCGGCAUCGCGAGCCGCCCGCGCUGCGUGCGCUAG
Messenger RNA from Prorocentrum cordatum, 626 nucleotides. Lineage: Eukaryota; Dinophyceae; Prorocentrales; Prorocentraceae. The record is from the annotation of a GenBank genome assembly.